This is a messenger RNA of Polypterus senegalus (gray bichir), 1572 nucleotides long. It is a transcript of the gene asb10, whose product is annotated as ankyrin repeat and SOCS box containing 10. The transcript has 5 exons. Gene Ontology annotation, molecular function: transmembrane transporter binding. The record is from RefSeq and is a predicted model, not a curated record. Gene Ontology annotation, cellular component: axon initial segment; synapse; membrane. NCBI's taxonomy places the organism in Eukaryota, Metazoa, Chordata, Cladistia, Polypteriformes, Polypteridae. Gene Ontology annotation, biological process: intracellular signal transduction; negative regulation of delayed rectifier potassium channel activity; neuronal action potential. The coding region runs from base 111 to 1412 and encodes 433 amino acids.
CAAGAUUGGAUUACCUAUCUUUUAAAAUUUCAGGAGCUUAUAUAUUUACUUUUUGCUGAAGACAAAGAAUAUUUUGGAUUUCUUUACAUAAAAUAUAUUUCACAGUGAUCAUGCAAAAGACCAUCUUUAAGACACCCAAAAAGAUCCGCAAUGAUGUCAUAGUGACAAGAAAAGCUGAAGGGCAAGAAUUAUUGUACUGGAAUGCACUGAGUUUGGGAGAUGAAAAUACUGUUAUCAACAUUAUUAACGAGUCUGAGACAAAUAGCAUGCUAAAUGUAAUUUUUGACACCAGUGAUGUUGAAGAAUGGAAAAACUACAGGUUCAACUACAGGGGGCUGAGGCUUUGGUCUCUGACCUAUGAACAGGAGUUGACAACUCCACUUCAUAUCACCGCAGGUAGAGGUUAUGUGGACUGUUUAAAGUAUCUGCUAAUGAGAGGAUCAGAUGUGGAGCUAGCUCCAGGUGGCAAAACUGCUCUUCAUGAAGCAUGCUUAAAUGCAAGAGAAGAAUGUGCCAAGCUGCUCCUAAUGUAUGGUGCCAACCCCAACUCUGUGACAGAAGAUGGAUACACACCUCUUCACCUUUGUACCACACCAGAGUCUCUUCAAUGUGCAACUCUGCUUCUUCAAUUUGGUGCUACUGUGAAUGGCUCCUGCUUACAGGAUGAUGAAACUCCAUUACAUGUAGCUGCAAGCUGUGGUCUUGAGGAGCAUGUGGAUCUCUACCUGAGAAAUGGUGCCAGCAUCGAGAAGCAGAAUGAUGAAGGUCAAACCCCUCUCCACUCAGCCUGCUCUGAGCCCCAUGGAACACAGGAAAUGCAACGUUAUUUUAAUAUAUGCCAGAAGCUAGUCAGUGCAGGGGCCAGCAUCUUUACUGCUAAUCAAGAUAUGCAGACUCCAUUGCACAUGGCCUGCAAGACUGUAAACCCAAACAUUGUUGACUUAUUAUUACAGCAUGGUGCUCUAGUAAACAAAAUGAGCUACGGCAGUGAGACACCACUGCACAUUAUUCUUAAGCUAGCCUGCUUUAACUUGGACCACUGCCCAGAACAUAUUGUUCGUUCACUGGUCAACUAUGGUGCCAUUCGUGUCUGGCCUGGAGCACUGCCUAAGGUACUGCACCACUGUUGUCAGUCUCCACGAAUUAUUGAAGUUUUGAUUAAUACUUAUGAUCGUGUGAAAAUAACAGACACAUGGAAAGAGGCUGUUGUUCCGGAAAUUUUACAGAAACAUCAAGGUUUCUAUGACUCCCUCUUCGCUUUAGCCAACAAGCCACGAUCACUCCAGCAUUUGGUCAGAUGUAAAUUAAGAGUCAUCUUGGAAGGUCAAAUCCCUUUGGCAGUUCCUAAACUUGGUUUGCCUACCUACCUGCAAAAUUACCUGCUUCUUACAUUUCAGGACUAUGUCCACUGACAAACUUCAAGACAAAGAAGAAAACACGACUCAAAUUUUUCAUUCAGACCCAAACAGAAAAAUGUAUGUGUAUUUAUUUGAUUUUGCACAUGUGCCUGGACACAGAUGUUGUUUUCUAUUGUCUCAAUAUUUUUUUUGAGUGUAUAAACAUACAGUAUUU